This is a messenger RNA of Penaeus indicus, 7692 nucleotides long. RefSeq names its product unconventional myosin-IXa-like. Gene Ontology annotation, molecular function: ATP binding; actin filament binding; microfilament motor activity. The transcript has 35 exons. Gene Ontology annotation, biological process: intracellular signal transduction. The record is from RefSeq and is a predicted model, not a curated record. Lineage: Eukaryota; Metazoa; Arthropoda; Malacostraca; Decapoda; Penaeidae. Bases 523 to 7047 code for a protein of 2174 amino acids. Gene Ontology annotation, cellular component: actin filament; myosin complex.
AGGAACCCCUCAAAGCGACGCCUCGAUGGCCCUUAUUUCGCCCCUUUUAAGCCCCUUUUAAGCCCCUUACGAGCGACUAGGGGCGAUCAGAGGCCAGGGAAAGGUACUAGGGACCGAGGGACGAAGAGAAGAAGAGGGAAAAUCCGAGGAAAGGGAGUCGAGGAGGACGUGAAGAAGAAGAAGAAGCAACAAAUAUGCUACUGUGUAAAAAUGUGUACAUACCAUAUGCUGUAUAUAUUGAGAUACUCAGCAAAAAGCUGUGUAGGUUGUAAGAGCACAAUAACUUGAACUUUGUUUAUUUGUGCAAGGAGAUGGGUUGUUGGUGCAAUGUAGAGAAGAGUAAGAGGAAGACACUGCAUUUGUGUUUACGUUACACUAUUCCUGAAAUGAGAGUUGUUGAGAAAGAAAGUAUGUGUUAAAGAGACGCUCGAUGCUAUAACACGUGAUGAUGGAGGCUAAGUGCCCAGUGAGAAACGGUGAUCUAGAGAGACAACUCCGUCUAAUCUUGCCGAAGCUUUAAAGAUGGAUUACAGCCGUUACAUCGUCCAGGUGUUUGUAGGGGCUCUGUCGCCACACUAUGAGGCCCUCUCCAUUGAGGUCAGCAAACAGACGACGGCACAGGAGAUCACUGUUUGCAUUGUGGAAAGGCUCGGCCUGUCCAACCCCCAGCAGUAUGAGUUAGCGGAGGUGAUUGGCAAUGCCCACGGCCAGGAGUGCAAGGAGCGGAGGCUAGGCCCUGUCGAGAACCCUGUGGCUCUGCAGAUGCUGUGGCCCCAGACGUCCAUCAUUGAGAAUCCAGAUGAUAAUGACCAACAUGAGUAUAGAUUUUGCCUUAGAGAGAAGAUCUCGUCGGAUUCCUUGUGGGCGGAGCCAUCACAGCUCGACUCACAGCUCAUUCGGGACUACUUCUACAAGUUUCUGUACCAGCCCAAAGAUAAGGAUUACCCAGAUCUAUGCCAGCUGCCCAACCUCACAGAGCAGACCUUGCUAGAGAACCUGCGGGCAAGGUUCCAGCGGGGUUACAUCUACACCUAUGUGGGUUCUAUCCUCAUCUCAGUCAACCCCUUCAAGUAUUACCCCAUUUACAAUCCCAAGUAUGUUAAGCUGUACCAGAACCAUCGGCUGGGUGAGCUGCCCCCGCACAUCUUCGCCAUUGCUGAUGCAGCCUACCACUCCAUGCUCAAGCAACGGCGAAACCAGUGCAUCGUCAUCAGCGGAGAGAGUGGCAGCGGAAAGACCGAGUCCACCCUCUUCCUCCUGCACCACUUGACUAUGCUCAGCCAGAAGGGGUCUCAUGGGAGCGGAGUUGAGCAGACCAUACUCAGUUCAGGGCCUGUUUUAGAGGCCUUUGGAAAUGCAAAAACUGCCCACAACAACAACUCCAGUCGAUUUGGUAAAUUUAUUCAGGUCACAUACAAAGAAAAUGGCCUUGUUCAGGGGGCUUGUGUGCAGAAGUACUUGCUGGAGAAGUCAAGGAUCUGCUCUCAGGCAUAUAAUGAGCGCAGUUACCAUGUGUUUUACUACCUUCUGGCGGGCGCGACUCCCCAGGAACGGCAUUCUCUCCACCUCCUCAAGCCCCCAGAUUAUCGCUACCUCAACCAGAGCAAAUGUUAUACAAUUGAGGGUUGUGAAGAGCAGUUUGAGUUUUUAAGGCUGAAGCAGUCAAUGGAAAUGGUCGGGUUCACUGCCGACAAGCAGCACAGACUUUUUGCUGUGUUAUCUGCGGUCCUUCUUCUAGGUAACAUAGAGUUCCAGCCAAAGAAAUCCACUUACCACCACGAUGAGUCAGUGCUGGUGAGGAACCCGGAGUUGGUGAGCACGAUCUCAAGUCUCCUUGGGGUGUCUGAAGAUACGCUCAUGAACGCGCUCACUUCCAAGAAAGCACGGGUCCAGGGAGAGGUUCUAGUCAUGCACUAUCGCCUGGCGGAAGCUAUGGCUGCACGGGAUGCCUUAGCAAAGUGUCUAUAUGGGGCAUUAUUUGACUGGAUUGUUCUGCAGGUGAAUUACUCUCUCAUAACACUCAAAGAAUCUGCAAGUGAAUAUGGAGGAAAUUCCAUCGGCGUCCUUGACAUUUUUGGGUUUGAAGAUUUUGGUCAUUGCAACAGGUUUGAGCAGUUCUGCAUAAAUUUUGCAAAUGAACAUCUCCAGCACUACUUCAACCAGCAUGUCUUCGAGUACGAGCAGGAGGAGUAUCGACGGGAAGGAAUUUCUUGGACCAACAUUGAGUUUCAGGACAAUGUAGACUGUCUGGCACUCAUUGAGGGGAAACCCUCUGGUCUUCUAUGUAUUUUGGAUGACCAGUGCAGCUUCCCUGCUGCAACCAAUGAAACAUUCCUACAAAAGAUCAAUACGGUCCACAAAGACAACAAGUAUUAUGAAAUUCCUCAGAAGAGGGAGUUAGCAUUUAUUAUUAAGCAUUAUGCUGGUAAAGUGAAAUAUCAGGUGAGUGAUUUUAGGGAGAAGAACUUGGACCUGAUGAGGCCAGAACUGAUUAGCGUGCUCAAAAACAGUCAGUAUAGCAUCGUGCGAGAAGUGGCAGGGGCUGAUCCAGUUGCCGUGUUCAGGUGGUCGAUCCUUAGGGCAUUCUUCCGCGCCGUCAGUGCAUUCCAUGGUGCGGCUAUCAAGUACACAAAGCGGAAAGGGCAUGAUGACCAAAGAAAGACACCGAAGCAGAAGAUUAACAUUGACAACUCAAGGAUACUCGCAGCCAUCGAAAACACUCAAAACCGCUUGCGCAAGACUCGUCACAGUCGUUCGCGAUCCAGAUCUCAUGGCCCAAGACAUCAGAAGAACCUGAAAACAGUCAAAGCUCUUGCCCAAAGAACGCAGAGUCUCACCUCACAGUGCGCCCUAAACCAGCAUACUUCCCCUUUAAACAAAUCGGUUAACAUUUGCAGCCGCUUGCGCAAGACUCGUCACAGUCGUUCGCGAUCCAGAUCUCAUGGCCCAAGACAUCAGAAGAACCUGAAAACAGUCAAAGCUCUUGCCCAAAGAACGCAGAGUCUCACCUCACAGGGUCGUCUUCCUGGAUCCCGCAAGCCUCCACAUACAGUAACAGGACAGUUCCAGCUAUCGUUACAAACACUCAUGGAGGCACUCAACACUGCAAAUCCCUUCUUCAUAAGAUGUAUAAAGAGCAAUGCAAAUAAGGAACCAAAUGUUUUUGGAGAUGAAAUGGUGACACGGCAACUGCGCUACACUGGGAUGCUGGAAACAGUCAGGAUUCGUCAGGCUGGCUUCAAUGUCCGGCUCUCCUACGAUGAGUUCAUUCAUCACUACCGAAUACUGCUGCCAAAGGGCUUGCUGAGUUCCCAGCUUGAUGUGCGAGCAUUCUUGCAAAACAUGCACUUGGAUGAAGGUGAAUAUCAGAUGGGGCACACGAAGAUCUUCAUGCGAGAAUCCCAGAAGCAGAAGCUUGACUCUCAGCUUCACCAGACCAUUCUGUCACGCAUUAUCGUGAUCCAGAGAUGGUACCGGACGAUCCACCAGCGGAGGCACUAUCUCACCUUCAGAGCGGCUGUGAUUAGAGUACAAGCACACGUUCGCUGUUGGAUAGCCCAACAAAUGUUGGCCAAGAUGCGGCUUAGGGAACAUGCGGCUACUUACAUCCAAAAAGUGUGGCGAGGAAGUAAGGUCCGCAGGUGGUACCAGAACUUCCGAAGGGCUCUCAUUGCAUUCCAGGCUUGUGUACGGGGAGAGCAAGCAAGGCAACGGUACCGCAUCCUCCGUGAGGAAUGGAGACGGCAAAAAGCAGAGGAAGGCCGGAGAAGACUGAAGGAGGAGGAGGAGUUGUCGGUGACCUCAGUUACAACAGUUGGAUCCAUUACCUCAGUCCCUGUCGUUGAAUCGUCAGAACCUGCUCAACCCCCUCCCCGAAGACGGUCAACGUCCGUGGUUCAGAAUGCACCAGUCCACAAACUACACAGAAGACAAAGUGAACAGCUAAUUAGUGAGCGUAGACUAUCAGAAAGCCAGCAGCCGUACAACCAGGAAAUGAGGAGACUAAGUGAGACAGCUGUUCCCCUGAGAAUAUCUUCCCAUGGAAGUACAGUGGUCCAGUGUGUAGAUCCUUUUGGUAUUAGAAAUGCACCAGUCCACAAACUACACAGAAGACAAAGUGAACAGCUAAUUAGUGAGCGUAGACUAUCAGAAAGCCAGCAGCCGUACAACCAGGAAAUGAGGAGACUAAGUGAGACAGCUGUUCCCCUGAGAAUAUCUUCCCAUGGAAGUACAGUGGUCCAGGUUCAAACUCGGCACAGUGAAGAUAGUCAAGGGGGACCAUCACCCCCUUCAUCACCAAGUAUUGCAGAUGGAGAGAAAGCAGUUGUGAAAGCCAAGUCCUUCCGACAUCGUCCUUAUUCCAAAGUUCCUCUGGCAAACCAGUCAGCUGUUACUCCGUCAGCAUCAUCAGAGAGUCUGAGCUCCAACCAGCUUGAGAGAAAAUCGAGCACGGGUGGCACAGAGGAGGACGGGAACAGACAUUCCCAGCUACAGCACCAGGACUCGCAUGGGGUCAUGAAGUUGUCAAGGCAGUUCAGAAAACCUUUCAAGAAGAUAAUGGGCAAAAGAGAGGGCAGUAUGAGUGAGAGUGAGGAUGCCAUGUCAUACGAGUCGCAACCACAGACGCCCACCAGCCCAGGUGACUACCAGCCCAGCUUCUCGGCAGAGAUUAGCUCCUCGGACGUAUCUGCCCCAGUUGUGAAGGGGAGGUGUGCCAGCAGUGGGAGUGGCCAGCAAGGAGCUUCCUCGUGGGAGCUGCGCGGGGAGGAGCCGAGGGCCAAAGAACCCCUCAAGCCUUCAUCCAGCCUGCCAGAUGUGGUGCAGGGAUUUUCCAGCAUGGAGCCAGGUGGAGUGCAGGGAGCAGCCUCCUUGCCGCUGGCUGUGGUUGGGGGGGAUACAGAUGCCCUGAAACGCAUCCUGGCAAGCAGUCCGCAUACGCUUAAGCAGUCCGCAUUGCUGAAGAAGGAAGUGUGCAUUGCAUGUGACAAACCCUUCACGGGCUUCUUCAUCAAUACAGGCUACAAGUGUUUAGGUUGUAAGAAGGUAUUCCACCCACGCUGCAUUGAGGCCUCCCUCACUAUCGGCUGCCAGGAAGUGUCAGGUGUUGGCAAGGAGAACGCUAGCCCGUCCAGCAAGAAGCCCAGGAGACUUGAGCAGGAGGACAACUGGAAUGUCACUCGAACAUCAGAGUUUAUUGACAAGUCAGAUGAGGUCAUUAAGGAUGCAGACGAGCUCAGAAGGCUUGAGGAGUUCAUCACACGAAAGUUGUACCAACUGGAAGAGAAGGAGAGUGAAAAGUCAGAUACACGCACACAGAGCUUGGAUCGCAGCUUCUCUCGUGAGGCACCCACACGCGACCUGGAAGUAAGUGUUCGGCUAAGGGACCGCAAGGACUCCCUUGUUGACCAGAUGUUCUGCCAGUCGUUGCGAGAGUUCAAGACCAACCUGGUAUCGACAUACAGCGUAGCCUUCCAGAAGGAAUCCAACUUAGCCCUCAAGUACAAGGAUCUUAUUAAGAACUUUGAACAGGUAAUGAACACCAUUUGUAAAGAAAAGAUGGGCAAUGAUACCUUCCCCGUCACGAUGGGUGUGAAUGCGUUCCGAGGUUUCCUAGAUGAGUUCAUCCGGGAGAAGAAGAAGCCCAUUGAGGAAAAGUCGUUUGUGAAGAAGAGAAAGAGGCACAGACGCAAAAAGAAGAAGGUGGUUAAAAAUGUGGAGGAGUUAGUAUAUGGGGCCCAUAUCUUCACCCACAUCAUGGUGAACAUUCCAACACAGUGUGAAGUGUGCAACUCCUUCCUCUGGCUCUCUAUGAAGGCCCUUACUUGCCAAAGAUGUAAAGUGACUUGCCACCAAAAGUGUUACAAAAAGGCUGAUGCCAAGUGUAGUCAUGAGGGCCCCAAACCUGUGGUGGUGGCAACUGGAACCCCGCCCACACGUAACCGGGUCUUCUCUGUUCCCCUGGAAAACCUGGUCAAACCGGGUGAGAAAAUACCAGGUGUGAUAGACCGUCUCAUCACGAGUAUUGAACUCUAUGGCCUCUACACGGAGGGGCUCUACAGGAAGUCGGGCGCAGCGACGAAGGUAAGAUCAGUGAAGGCACACAUUGAGCGUGAUGCAGACAAUGUUGACUUUACCGACACACCUGUCCACGUCCUGGCAACCAUUGUCAAGUCGUUCUUCCGAGACCUGCCUGAACCCUUGCUCACCUUCGACUGCUAUGAUCCACUGCUACAUGCCACUGAGCUGCAGGAUCCAGAUGACCAGCUCCAGACUAUUCUUAACAUUGUCAAGGGCCUACCCAAGCUCAACUUUGACUUGCUUGAGCGGCUGAUCUUCCACAUGGUUCGGGUGGCGCUGCAUGAGGAGCACAACCGGAUGAGCUGCAAUGCCCUGGCCAUCGUCUUUGCGCCGUGCAUUCUCCGUAGUCAACGCUCGCAGACAGUGCAGGAUUCCUUGAAUGACAUUGCGAAGCAGACUUCAGUUGUGGAGAUCAUUAUUGCAAGACAGCUUCAGCAGGUGAGGACGACCUUGCAGGACAUUGACAAUGUGGACUCGGCAGUGGUCUCAGCAAGCAAUUGCCUUGACUUCAUACGCUAUUCGAAGCACCUGACCCAGAGGAGUGGGCCAGGUGCCAGUGAGGCCUCCAGCCUGCCGCGUACUGCCUCAGCAGCCCUACGCACAGGGAUGUCCUAUGAGGCCAGUGAGAAUGACCUCAAGGAGAAGCUGGCUGACCUGCAGGGCACCCGAGAGCGACUGGAGCUGCAGCUGCCGGCUCUGGUGCGCGUUAGCUCCGAGGAGGAUCUGCUCUCCACUGACAUGUCACGUGCUGGCUCCCUAGAGGACAUCCCCGGUACUCCUGCUACUCCUGCCACCCCUGCUACGGCUGUCAGGGGGUCUAGGGACACUGGCUUCUGUGAGGAGUAUGAUGCGCUGUCUGUCACAGAGAACUCACACCGACUAAGGAGGAAGGCAGAAAUGUCUGACGAGGACCAGAGCGUCACGUCAAGACUCCACCAUGACUAUAGUGACGAUGCUGUGAUGGUAUAGAUGGAAACCAUGUGUGAUCAAAAGACUCCUUUAUAGUUGUAGAUUGUAAGUGUAAUGCAGAAAAGGGGGAAUCUAUAGUGUUCCAUUUGUUCCAAAAGUGAUUUACAUAAGGUUAACAAGUUGGGAAACUCGCAAAGGUAUGUGUGUGCUUAAAGACAGUUAAGGUACACACAUAUGCACACAUACACUUGCAUAAAAACACACAGAAAAAAUGUGUUUGUCUGCAGGAUAUUAUUCAUUGUUCAGUUACUGGAACAAUCUUCAGAAAAUAAAUAUUUAUACAUAUAUAAAUACAGUAUUCCUACGAAAGAGAAGAAAAUGAAAAUGGUAAAAGGAAAAAUACAGCUGUGUACAAUUUGCUUUUUUUCUCAUGGUCUGAUGUGCUGUUUUUUGUACUGUUUUGGUUUCUGAGGCAUGUUUGAGAAUCAGCCAAUAUCUCUCUUUUUGAAAGUACAGUGUUACUCUAAAUGCUUUUGUUAUGUUAAAUAAUUGUAAUAAUAAUAAUGAUAGGUUCAUUUUCAUCUUUUUUCAUACAGUAGUGUGUACAAGAAAUGCUUUUGAAAGAUUUUUUUUUUUUUCUACUCUUCUCCAAACUUGUAAUAAUAUUCUCUUUGUAAACUGCAUUGUAAAUAUGUUUGUUUUUUA